AUGUCGCUGAUUCAGCAUGUUACACAGCAAGAGGGCACUGAUCGCGAGGAGGCGUUGGUAGAUUUGUUCUUACCGCCUGUCGACCGCCAGAUUAGCCGACAGGAUGCUGCGGAACGUCGGCUUUCUCUUGAGAGCGCCAUCUCGGGAGCUGGCUUCUUGAGCGCACAAGGAAAGAGCGUGAGGAGAGUUAUCAGUUACGACAUAAUACCCAAGCCGGAGGAGCUCGCACCGGGCGAGGAACCUGGAGGCUUGACGCCAUACAAGGUGCCGACGGGCAAGCGUAUCGCACAGGUUAUCGUAACGGUUCUUGCGUGUUGGUUCGCUAGCGGCAUCGUUUUCGGUUUUGCAGCUUUGAAGCCAAUUCUUAUCAAGGAAGGCGUUUUCAGCAAUCUGUGCACACCCGAAGAGGUGGAUGCCGACGUUGAAGUUUGCUUCGAGCAAGAUCUCAGGUUGAACUUCUUUUUUUCUUUGGCAUCGACUACGGCGAAUGUUUCUGCUCUCCCCGUCGGUACCCUGCUCGAUCGCUAUGGGCCCAAGCUUUGCUUCCUUUGCGGUUCUUUCUGUCUCGCGCUUGGAAGUAUCCUAAUGAGUCUCGCGUUUCAGAUCGAGCAUUUUGACGGAUAUACAAUCGGAAACUUCUUCCUUGCCCUUGGAGGCACAUUUGUCUUCCUGCCCUCUUUCCAGAUUGCUAACGCCUUCCCCAAGUAUGCGGGUAGCAUCGUUGCGCUCGUUACUGGUGCAUUCGACGCUUCAGCAGCAGUCUUUCUCUUCUACAGGCUCACGUACGAUGCUAGCGACAGGGCGUUCAAGCCACAAACUUUCUUCCUGGUCUAUCUUAUCGUUCCAGCAGCCAUCGUCAUCGCGCAGCUCACCUUCUUACCGACCGAGAACUACAAGACUGAGGCACAGCUAGAAAUGAAGCUCCAGAGAGCUGAGGACGCUAUGCGAGACGUUCAUUCUUCGGAUGAUGAGCUACCCGAUAAUGAGAUCUGGAAGCGAAGGAAGGCCCGUAGCUCGCGUCGUAAGGAGAGAUUGAGCAGACUUGACGAGCUGAUCGGAAAUGAGGCGGCUCGUAAGAUCCGGGAAGAGAAGGCUGAGCAGAGAUUGGAAAACUCCGGUGUCUGGGGAGCACUGCACAACAAGUCUGCCAAAGACCAGAUGCUGACGCCCUGGUUCAUACUGCUCACUAUUCUGACCGUGAUCCAGAUGGUGCGAAUGAACUUCUUCAUUGCUACUAUCCGCGAACAGUAUACGUACAUGCUUGGAUCAGUCAAGCUCGCAGAAAAGGUCAACGACUUUUUCGACGUUGCUCUGCCCGUCGCUGGAGUUGUCGCAACUCCCUUCUUAGGCGCACUGCUCGAUAACGUCAGCACACCUGGCGUACUCUCCCUCCUCGUUGUCAUCAUCGCCGCCAUCGGAGUCAUCGGCUCUAUCUCAACUCUUUGGGCUGGAUAUGUCAACGUUCUUCUAUUUGUCUUCUUGCGCCCGCUUUAUUAUUCCGCCAUGUCUGACUACGCGACCAAGGUCUUUGGUUUCGCUACGUUUGGACGAGUUUACGGGACCAUCAUCUGCGUGUCCGGUCUGUUCAAUUUGUCGCAGACUGCAAUCGACGCCUUGACAAAGGGCUUGUGGCACGGCAACCCAGUCCCGAUCAACAUCAUUCUGGCUGCUUUGGCGUUUGUCAUAGGCACGGCACUCGUCAUAUAUGUCUCGGUACAGGUUUACCGUAUGAGGAAGAAACUCGACGAGGAAGACGCCAUUACCGUGACAAACACCGAAGUAGGUUCCAUCAUGGAAAGCCUGCUCGAAGAGGACGAGCCGAGGUCCUACGGCACAGUCAACCGCCAGCGACAGCCAUGGGAGGUUUAA
Molecule: messenger RNA, 1869 nt
Organism: Alternaria incomplexa
Lineage: Eukaryota; Fungi; Ascomycota; Dothideomycetes; Pleosporales; Pleosporaceae
Exons: 3
Coding region: 1-1869 (622 amino acids)
Biological process (GO): transmembrane transport
Cellular component (GO): fungal-type vacuole membrane
Molecular function (GO): transmembrane transporter activity
Source: RefSeq, a predicted model, not a curated record